CUUUCUUAUUAGAUACCCAUUAUGGCUUCAUCAUCAACACCUAAAUAUAAUUCAAACUCUUUGGAGAGCUCCUCAAUUAAAAGGACUCUAAAAGAUGGAACUAACUGGGAACAAAAUGAGGAAAUACCUCGGCUGCCAGGAGAAACUAGAGUUACAGACAAGGAUGUAAUUUAUAUGUGUCCGUUCAAUGGCCCUGUUAAAGGACGAGUGUACAUCACGAACUACAGACUGUACCUAAGAAGUGUGGAAACGGACCCUGUUGUGGUGUUGAAUGUUCCUUUGGGUGUAAUUUCAAGGAUUGAAAAAAUGGGAGGUGCCUCAAGCAGAGGAGAGAAUUCUUAUGGAUUAGAUAUAACGUGUAAAGAUAUGAGAAACUUAAGGUUUGCACUAAAGCAAGAAGGGCACAGUAGAAGAGAUAUAUUUGAAGUCCUCACAAAACAUGCUUUUCCCCAGUCACAUAACUUGCCUUUUUUUGCUUUUGCAAAUGAAGAGAAGUUUUCUGAAAAUGGAUGGAUGGUCUAUAAUCCCAUGCGUGAAUACAGGAGACAAGGACUGCCCAAUGAACGGUGGCGCGUGACUUUCAUUAAUGAGCACUAUGGACUGUGUGACACGUAUCCAUCGCUCUUAGUAGUGCCAUAUAAUGCAACGGACGAUGACCUCAAGAAAGUGGCUGCCUUUAGAUCCCGAAAUAGAAUCCCUGUUUUGUCAUGGAUUCAUCCAGAGAAUCAAGCUGUUAUUAUGCGCUGCAGUCAGCCCCUCGUUGGCAUGAGUGGCAAGCGGAAUAAAGACGAUGAAAGAUAUCUUGAUAUCAUCAGGGAGGCUAACGGGCAGAUCUCAAAACUGACCAUCUAUGAUGCUAGGCCCAGCGUCAAUGCAGUCGCCAACAAGGCAACUGGUGGAGGAUAUGAGAGUGAAGAUGCAUAUCCCAAUGCAGAACUCUUCUUCUUGGACAUUCAUAAUAUUCAUGUCAUGCGGGAAUCUUUAAAGAAGUUGAAAGACAUUGUUUAUCCUAAUGUGGAAGAAUCACACUGGUUGUCUAGUCUGGAAUCAACCCAUUGGCUAGAACACAUAAAGCUGGUCUUAACAGGAGCUAUUCAAGUGGCAGACAGGGUGUCCUCUGGAAGGAGCUCUGUGCUAGUUCACUGCAGCGAUGGUUGGGACCGGACGGCGCAGCUCACGUCGCUGGCCAUGCUGAUGCUAGACAGCUACUACAGAACCAUUGAAGGUUUUGAAGUUCUCGUGCAAAAGGAGUGGAUAAGCUUUGGACACAAAUUUGCAUCGAGAAUAGGCCAUGGUGAUAAAAAUCAUGCUGAUGCAGACAGAUCACCCAUCUUUCUCCAGUAUAUUGACUGUGUGUGGCAGAUGUCUAAGCAGUUUCCUACAGCCUUUGAAUUCAAUGAGCAAUUCUUGAUUACAAUCCUGGAUCACUUGUACAGCUGCCGAUUUGGUACUUUCUUGUACAACAGUGAAUUUGUUAGAGAAAAAGAGAAAGUGACUGAGAAAACAUUGUCAUUGUGGUCUUUGAUAAACAGUGAAAAAUCUAAAUUCACCAAUCCUUUUUAUACUAAAGAGCUAAAUCGAGCGCUGUAUCCGGUAGCCAGCAUGCGUCACCUAGAACUUUGGGUCAAUUAUUACAUCAGAUGGAACCCAAGAAUUCGGCAACAACAGCCAAAUCCAGUGGAGCAGCGUUACAUGGAACUCCUUGCAUUACGUGAUGAUUAUAUGAGGAGACUUGAGGAACUACAGAUCACAAACAAUUCUAAGAUACCCAAUUCAUCAUCCUCAUCAGCGUCUCCCUCACAAAUGAUGUCCCAUGUACAAACCCAUUUUUGAGGAAAAUGUUGGCUUUUCUGUACAUUGUAAUAACAAGAGGUGAUUAGCAUAUAUGUGUAAUAUAAAGACAAAUGUUUUAAUGCCUUACAUUGGAUUGUGUCCUAACACAAAAUAUUUUAGACUGCCUUCAUUUAAGGAGGAUUU
Messenger RNA from Tinamus guttatus (white-throated tinamou), 1977 nucleotides. NCBI's taxonomy places the organism in Eukaryota, Metazoa, Chordata, Aves, Tinamiformes, Tinamidae. The record is from RefSeq and is a predicted model, not a curated record.